This is a messenger RNA of Chelonus insularis, 983 nucleotides long. RefSeq names its product rhodanese domain-containing protein CG4456-like. The coding region runs from base 355 to 861 and encodes 168 amino acids. Lineage: Eukaryota; Metazoa; Arthropoda; Insecta; Hymenoptera; Braconidae. The transcript is spliced from 4 exons. Gene Ontology annotation, cellular component: mitochondrion. The record is from RefSeq and is a predicted model, not a curated record. Gene Ontology annotation, molecular function: thiosulfate-cyanide sulfurtransferase activity.
CAUCUAAAGUCGGGAAGUUACACAAACAAACAAAAGAGUAACAUUGAUGUUUCCUUAAAGUACUUCAUAGAUUAUUUCCACUUUGAAAUUAAACUAGAUCACUUAAAUACACUGUUUUUCACUUACUUAUAAUAAUGUGGAUGCGAAUAAUACGUCAAAAUCCUUAAUAUUUUCAUAAAUUAGUACACUUUAUCCCGUCGUGCACGAGAAAUAAAAAUGACUGGUUGGCACAUUCCUCGUCAGAGAGCGACACAUGUAAAAAGAGGGCACUCUCACGAGUCACGACGGCGACCACUGUCUUUUUUUAUGUUUCACAAGAUAAAUUCUAUCUUUUUUGUACUCAGAUAAAUUUGGAUGUACAGAAAGAGAGGGAAAAGCAAGAACGAUAAAGAAGAAAAAAACAAUCACAUCAAUUCUACAUUGUUUACACUCAAUGAAAGCAGUAAUUCACUAAAUAAUACACAUUUGAAAGUUGAGUUUUCUACUGAACCGGAUAAAAUGCCAGGAGAAGGAGAUCAAGCAGCUAAUAUUGAUUUCCAUAAUCUUACUCAAGCUCAAAAAGAUGAUAGUGUUUUAAUUAUUGAUGUCAGAGAACCAUCAGAGAUCAAUGAAACUGGCCAGUUACCUGGAAGUAUUAAUAUUCCUAUGGCUAAUGUACUAACCACAUUGAAUUUAUCAAAUGAAGAAUUCCAAAACCAAUUUAAAAAACCUAAACCUGAAAAAAAUACUAAAAUUAUACUUAGCUGUAGAUCAGGUAUGAGAAGUGGCAAAGUGCAAAAAGAAUUGCAAAAAAAUGGAUACAAUAACACAUUCAAUUAUGUUGGAGGAUGGCUAGAAUGGGAGAGUAAAACAAAGAAAUAAUCAACAUCAGAUUUAUAUAAAGAUCAGAAUGAUUUAUACAAUUAAUUUUCAAAUUGUAAAAUUCAUCUAUCAAUUAUAUUUACAUUUUGAAAAAUUAAAUAAUAAAAUAAAAUACUUAUAAA